AUGCUUACCGUCCGACGUAUCGUCUAUUCCGCUAAAUGGACUCGUCUCGCCAGCACCUCUGUGCACGGAGACAAGUACAAGGUCAUCGUAGUUGGCGCUGGUAGUGCUGGCUUGUCUGUUGCGAAUCAAGUGUACAAUCGCUUCAAAUCUGCUGGAAAACCUGUGAACAGCGGAGACGUUGCCAUUAUUGAUUCUGCAGAGUUUCAUUAUUAUCAACCUGGAUGGCAUGUCAUCUCCCUUCCGAUACCUCCACCGACCUUGGUCGGCUCUGGUCUCAAACAAAAGACUGAAUUCCGCCGACCCUUGGCGUCGUUAAUUCCCAAACACUUGACCCACGUCAAUGAGAAUGUCAAGUCUUUUUCCCCCGAAACCUCUUCAGUAACGACAGCAUCCGGGCGCAAUCUCACCUAUGAGACACUCGUGGUCGCGACAGGCCUCCAGAUUAACUGGAAUGCCAUUCAAGGCCUUCCCCAGGCACUCUCUGAUUUGACAUCUGGCGUCUCAUCUAUCUAUUCAUAUGACACUUGCGACAAAGUCUGGGCAGACAUUGAAUCCCUUCGGUCUGGUAAUGCCGUAUUCACCCAACCAGCUGGGUUCGUCAAGUGCGCCGGAGCUCCUCAAAAAAUCAUGUGGAUGGCCUGGGAUAGAUUCAGAAAGACCGGCAAGGGCGAGAACAUCAAGGUUGAUUUUUACACCGGCAUGCCCACAAUGUUCAGUGUCAAGAAAUAUUCGGAUGCUCUAAAUGCACUUCGCGUUCAACGCGGUGUCGGCGGUCACUUCCAACAUAACCUUGUCGCGAUCGACUCUGCCAACCAUAAAGCCACUUUCGCCAAGAGCGACGGGUCAAAACUCGAUGUGGAUUAUACCCUGCUGCACGUCACACCUCCGAUGGGUCCCUUGGAUUUUCUCAAGGGCUCACCCAUAGCUGACAGCGCAGGAUGGGUCACCGUCGAUCAAGGUACUCUGCAACACAUUAAGCCAGAGUAUGCCAAUAUAUUUGCUCUUGGAGACUGCUCAUCCUUGCCUACCUCUAAAACUGCUGCAGCGGUCACCGCACAAGCCCCUGUACUUACUGAGAAUCUCUUCUCUUUCAUGGACACAGGCAAGAUUAGCCACGCAAGAUAUGAUGGCUACACUAGCUGUCCACUUUUGACCGGUUACGGCGAAUUAAUGCUCGCCGAGUUCAAAUACGGUCUUGAACUGAAAGAGACAUUUUCCUUCCUUGAUCAAUCAAAGAGCAGGAGGUUGUUCUACCACCUCAAAAAGGAUAUUUUCCCAGCUGCUUAUUGGAAUUUCAUGGUUCGCGGGCAGUGGUUUGGUACCAACGGGAUCUUCAGGCCCCGCUUUUAAAAUGUAGCAAGGGUACACAAUGUCGUUAUUUAUAGGUUCAUGGUAAAUACAUAUUACUAAUAUGGGUCUUACUAUCUUGGACUUUCUCACGGUGU
Molecule: messenger RNA, 1445 nt
Organism: Guyanagaster necrorhizus
Lineage: Eukaryota; Fungi; Basidiomycota; Agaricomycetes; Agaricales; Physalacriaceae
Product: sulfide-quinone oxidoreductase
Exons: 9
Coding region: 1-1350 (449 amino acids)
Cellular component (GO): mitochondrion
Molecular function (GO): FAD binding; sulfide:quinone oxidoreductase activity
Source: RefSeq, a predicted model, not a curated record